GCAAAGUUUUGUCUACCUGCCAUCACACUCGAAUCCUUUCAUCGCUACCAAAAAAAAAAAAAAACUAAUAUGAAUUCAAACGUUUCUUUGAUGUAUGUGAUGGGGAAAUGUCAUACUAAGAAAGUGUCUCAACAAAAGAACUCCCACAAAGAAGUGUUGUUUUGAGAAAUUUGUUGUUUUUUCCUGAUUUGGUAUAGAGUUUCUGUGAGGUUUUGUUUGGUUGUCAGUAAAAUAGAGGGAGAAGCAAGGCCCUUCUUGUUCUUUAGUUCUCUUUUGAUGAAGUUUGUUUUCUUGGGUACGGUAUCUUGGCAUGUGUGGGGGAGGGGUCAGAUAUGUCUGGCACAUGCAUUCGACAAAUCCAAGGCUUUGAGGUUGUAAAUAUUGUUGGAAAAUAAACACCUUUGCUAUCUCCAAGAGAAUCAGAUGCUGAUAGUAAAUAAUAAAAGGUUUUGUGUCAGAGGAAAAAAAAUAGAAGAAACGGUUCGGUUAACACUUGCCAGUUGGAUUCCUAGCUAGUGGAGUUGCUCAGCAGUGGAAAGGAACUUGAUCUUUCAAGGAUCAGAUGUCACUAAAUGUUACCCUUAUCAGGUUUGAUGAAAAAGAGCAUAUUUUUCUUUGGGGUUCAAGCUAUGAUCUUUUGAGUCUUCUUAUUGAAAAUAUAAUUUUCCCUCCUUUGCUGCCUGUUUGACAUUUUAGCAACUGUUUAUUACAAAAUAGGAAGCAGGGUAGGAGCUGAAAGUUAUCAGCAUUAACUUAUAGCUUAAAAGGCUCUUUUGACUCUCCCAAAUUCCUUUGUAGCACAUUGAAAAUUGUCUCUAUCUUUGCUGUGUCACAAUCUGUAUUUUCAAGUCAUAAAAGAAGUACAGAACUACAGAUUGAACAAAUUUUCAGCCACUUCUUUGUAGUCUUUCCCAGUGAUCUUCUUCUCCUUUUCAACAGUACUUCUUGCCGUCUUUGUUGGGUGAGUUGGAUCUUUGCAUUUGGUUUGGCUUUGACACAACAAGUUCAUUCUAGUGAAUGAUCAUGGUGAAAGUAACUAAGCAACAAAUCUGUCACAAUCUGUGUUGUUAUUUUGCCAGUUUCUUACCAAUCAUUCUAGUUCUUGUCCUUCUAUUUUCAAUUUCCUUUUUCUUUUCAGUUUCUGAAUCCUUUCCUUCCCUUCUUACACUACUGAUUGCUCUUCUAUCUACCUUGUUUCUUGUCACACUGGCAAAGAAAAAAGGGUCCCUACAUGAAAAUCUUGUCCAAGAUAACCAGCAGAAUUUGGAGUUACAGCCUUCAUUGGGAGAUGUUACUGUCCAACAAAAUGAAACUUCUGAGAGGCAAGCUGAAGCACACUCAGAGUCCUCAUUUCCAUUAGAUUGUGAAAGCAGCAAUAUCAUGGAUACAAGUUUUGAACUCAGUGCUCGGAAGUAUGAGCAACAAGCUGAUCCACAGUCAGAUUCUUCACUUCCAUCAGAUAGUGAAAGCACUGCUAGCUCAACCAUGGAUGAAGAAAGUAUUGAGAUUCAUCGCAAUAGAAAUCAAAAUCUUGAUAUAUCUGAUAGCUUGGUCUUUGAUUAUGAUGUUGAUGGGGAGGAGGAUGGCUUGAUUGAAAUCAAGCUUCCAAACAACCACUUUCCAGAGUUCUUGCCAGAAUCCAUUUUCAAGCAGCAAGGUCUCACAGAGCUCUUGGCAGAAAUUAAUGAGAUGAAUGAGGAUGAAAAUUUAAUUGAGAUUGAUAUUUCCAAGGGAUCCACAAAGCAUCAAGAUUUGAGAUUGGAGAAGGAGUUGGUUUGCAGAGUAGAUCAUUGGGUUCUUAGUGAUUAAUCUUCUAUUACUGAUUGUUAUCUUGAGCUGUUAUUUUAGGUGAAGUUUUAGUCAUUAACUA
Glycine soja is the source of this 1870-nucleotide messenger RNA. RefSeq lists its product as uncharacterized. Bases 1018 to 1809 code for a protein of 263 amino acids. The transcript has a single exon. The record is from RefSeq and is a predicted model, not a curated record. Lineage: Eukaryota; Viridiplantae; Streptophyta; Magnoliopsida; Fabales; Fabaceae.